AUGGCCUUCAGAGGUCCUGAUCUCCACCUCCCUGCAUCCUUGAUGAGCCAGAGGCUGAAGGCUGAAGAGAUGACACUGGACCUGGAGUUUGAGGUCUUGAGUGUGGGGUUUAAUGAGGAGGGCAGAUAUGCCCUGAGGCUGUCAGCUGAGAAUCCACUACAGGCAGGCUCUGGGGCUGGAGUGCAGUUGCAAGUCAAUGAUGGGGACCCCCUCCCAGCCUGCUCUGCUGUCACUGAGGUCAUUGAGCAGCAGGAUACUGACCAGAGCCUCACCUUCACCAGGAACAAAUUUAUCUUUACUUUGCCCAAAGGGUUCUGCAAGAAUGAUGGGCAGAAUGAUGCACAUCUGCGCAUAGAAGCACUGAGGCUGGAUGGAUCUUCAGGACAUGUGGCCCAGAGGGUGGGUGAGGCUAUCUUUCCCAUCUAUCCACGACCAGAUGAGCCCCGAAUGAACCUCACAGCACAGGAGCAUGAGGACCUGUAUCGCUACUGUGGCAACCUGGCUCUUCUCCGAGCUAGUGAGGACCCCACAGCCCGUCACUGUGGGGGCCUGACUUACAGUGUGGCCUUCCAUGUGCACCGAGCCCCUAGGUCUUCUGUCUCAAACUGCCUUGUGGAGCUCAGCCAGCCAGAACCGAUGUCACUACAUCCAGAGCUACAGACUUUGAGGGAGGUCCUGAGUUACAGGGCAGAAAUCUUUUCUGUGAGCCCAUCCAGCUCCAACAGUGACCAGGAAGAACUUAGCUGGGAACCAGGACACUGGCAGCAUAAGGCUCAGGUUCCUGAAGAACCAGGGGGCCCCCUGGAUAUCUCCCUGGACCCAGAUCCUGACACCAACUACCUGGCUCCCUAUAAUAAGGAGAUUGUCACGGUCACUCUGCAUGGAGCUACCAACCUUCCUGCCAGCAAGGACGGCUCUGAGCCGUGGCCCUAUGUGGCAGUAAAAACCACAUCAGAGGAAGCCACCGCUCCCAGCCCCAAAGCAGUGACCUCUGUGACCUCAGAACCCACCAGAGCACCCAUCUGGGGGGACACAGUGAAAGUGGAGAUCCAGGCAGAGGAUGCAGGACGAGAAGGUGUCAUCCUCAAGGUGAUGGACAACAAUAAGAAGGAGGAGCUGGUGUCCUAUGAAAUCCCCAUUAAAUACCUGCGUGUAUUCCAUCCAUACCACUUUGAGUUUAAAAAGGUCUUCCUUCGGGGAGUCAAUGAACCCUUGGUCAACAGCCCCAACCCCAUGGUGGUGAUCGUUCGGGUGGUUCCCAACUAUACUGAAUUUAAGGCCAGCCAGGCCAGGCGGGACCCUGCUUCUGUGGGGCUGCCCCUCACCCAGAUUUCUGUCCCUAUCUCAUCACCAAUGAACUUUGAUGUGCCUCGGGUCAGUCAGAACGGGUGUCCUCAGCUGUCCAAGCCUGGGGGACCCCCAGAGCAGCCCUUAUGGAACCAGUCCUUCCUCUUCCAAGGCCGAGAUGGAGCCACUAGUUUCUCAGAGGACACAGCCCUGGUGCUAGAGUAUUACCCUUCUGCCUCAAUGAAGAGCAGUGAACCAUGGACCCUCAAGCAGCCCCUGGGUGUCUCCGUGCUACCACUAAAAUCUCGUCUCUACCACAAGAUGUUGGCAGGAAAAGACUUGAAAGGGCUGCGUGUGGAGCGGCUCCCCAUCACUAGGCCAGAAAAAUUCUUGACACCAAACAAAAGCAAGGCUCUGCCCACUCUGAACCCCAAGAUCCUAGAUGAGAAUCUGGGUGCCAUCCGUGAGUCCUGGUCCAUGAGCUCCUCAGAUUCCUCUCAGGAAGCAGAGGAGCCUCAGACAUUUCGUGACAUGGAGAUGAACAACUACCGGCGGGCCUUGCAGAAAAUGGCAGAGGACAUCCUGGCACUGAGGAAGCAAGCCGGCAUCCUGGAGGAGGAGAACCGUAUGCUGAGGAGCCAACUGACCCAGCAGAGCAUGGAAGAAGAGCAGAGCAGAGCUGAAGAGGAGAGCCUGGCAGUGUCCAUGAAGCAGAGUCUACUGCUGAGUGAACUGGAUAUAAAGAGGCUGCGAGACAGGGUGCAGCACCUGCAGAAUGAGCUGAUUCGGAAGAAUGAUCGAGAGAAGGAGUUGCUGCUUCUGUACCAGGCCCAGCAGCCACAGGCUGCUCAGCUGAAGCGGUACCAGGACAAGCUGCAGAAGAUGAAGGCCCUGGAGGACACUGUACGGCACCAGGAGAAGGUGAUUGAGAAAAUGGAGCAAGUAUUGGAAGAAAGGCUCCGUGAGAAGAAGGAGCCAGCACCAGCAAACAGGCCCCAGAGGAAUCCCAUCACGGCCUCUGGCAUUUCCACGGGCCCCACGGGAGAGAACGUGGCUGUUGAUCUUUACUCCAUGCUGCUGGCAGAAAACACAAGGCUGCGGGCAGAGUUGGAAAAGAACCGCCAGCAGUCAGCCCCCAUCAUUCUGCAGCAGCAGGCCUUGCCGGUGGAUCCCAGGGAGUUGGGAGCAGGUGGAGACUUGGCAGAGAGGCUACGAGACACAAAUGGCCCAGGCCACUCCAAGUGCACAGAGACCUUGCCAGCACAGGUGGGUGUCCCGGGGGCUACUCCACUGCCUAGGCUGUUUCAGUGUCCUGCUGUACACAAACCCAAAGUCAGUAUUUGGAGUUAUGGUGGCAAGAGGACGCAGGAUCUCCUUGGUGCUACUUCAGACAAGUUUAACCUCCUCACCAAGCUAGAACAAGCUCAGAAUCGGAUCUUGUCCCUGGAAAACCAGCUGGAGGACUCAGCUCGCCGCUGGGCACAAGAGAAGCAAAACUUGGCCAUACGGCUUCAGGAGCAACAACAUGGCUUUGGACACCCAUCACACUCCAUUAUCAUAGACCAGCCUAAUGCUGGAGUGGCCAAGGAUCCCCAGCAGUCCUCCAAACUGGAACCCUCACUGCCCAGCUCAGACACAAAGCUCAACAGAUUCUCAAACUCCCAGAUCGAGACCUCUCACCCGCAGAAGACCUGA
Messenger RNA from Onychomys torridus (southern grasshopper mouse), 2982 nucleotides. It is a transcript of the gene Ccdc33, whose product is annotated as coiled-coil domain containing 33. The record is from RefSeq and is a predicted model, not a curated record. NCBI's taxonomy places the organism in Eukaryota, Metazoa, Chordata, Mammalia, Rodentia, Cricetidae. Gene Ontology annotation, cellular component: peroxisome.